Molecule: messenger RNA, 2458 nt
Organism: Gopherus evgoodei (Goodes thornscrub tortoise)
Lineage: Eukaryota; Metazoa; Chordata; Testudines; Testudinidae
Gene: ASPNAT
Product: N-acetyltransferase 8 like
Exons: 3
Coding region: 119-985 (288 amino acids)
Cellular component (GO): mitochondrial membrane
Molecular function (GO): L-aspartate N-acetyltransferase activity
Source: RefSeq, a predicted model, not a curated record
CGCUUUCCACCCAGCUCCGUUUGUUUCGCACUCAUAAAAGCUGCUUCUCAGUUCUUGCUUGGCGUGUUUUGCUUCUUAUUUAAAGCCAGGCUCCUCUUUUGUUUCUCGGCCAGUUUGCAUGCAUUGUUCGUCUCCCAAAAUGGUUUGUGAGACUAAGAUUGUGGCGGAAGAUCAUGAAUCAAUUUCAGGAGCCAAAAAAGAUGCGAUCAUUGUGUCUUCCUCCCAGAUGUGGCCCUCCUUAUCCGGCUCACCUUCCUCCUCCCCAGCUUCUCUGAGUGGCGUGGAAGGGGAUUUCAAGAAAGACAACGUUUAUAUACGAGAAUUUCAUCCUUCCGAGCAAGAGGUGGUGCGCCGUAUAUUUUAUGAAGGAAUCAUGGAAAGGAUUCCUAACACCGCAUUUAGAGGGUUAAAACACCAGCCCCUCAUUCAGUUGAUCUACGGGAUAUUCACUAUAAUAUGCUUUGUUGUGACCAAGUCCUUGCUGCUGACCUGCUGUUUGCCCAUCUUUCUGAUGGGUAUGAGGUACUACUUCAGUAGAAAAGUUAUCCUCAGCUAUCUCGAGUGCGCGCUGCAUACGGACAUGUCUGAUAUUGAGAAUUAUUACAUGAAACCACCAGGCUCCUGCUUCUGGGUAGCUGUGUUGGACGGAAACGUGGUGGGAAUCGUGGCUGCGAGAGGCAAUGAGGAAGACAACACCGUGGAGCUGCGCCGCAUGUCUGUAGAUUCCAACUUCCGGGGUAAAGGGAUUGCCAAGGCCCUGGGCCGCAAAGUGCUGGAGUUUGCCAUGCUCAACAACUAUUCCUCCAUUAUACUGGGAACCACGGCUGUCAAGGUGGCAGCCCACAAGCUGUAUGAAUCCUUAGGGUUCAAACAUGUGGGCAUCAUUGAACACUACACCCUCCCUGGGAUGACGCAUUCCAUACUAGAGAGAAUGUUUUUCCAGCUUCGCUACCACCGCUACCGCCUGCAGCUGCGCGAAGAAUAGAAACAAAAGCAAAAAAAAGUUUUUCUCCUAUCCCCUCCCCCCCAAAUUGCCCUUUUUUAUUUGUUUUUGUUUUCAAUUGUUUGUUUCGUUCUCUCAUUUCAUUUUUAAUUUGCUUUGUACAGCUUGACUGUACAAAAUAAGGAUCCUUCCUCGCAUGCUGUAGGUGGUGGUGCUGCUGAGGCUGGAAGUACUGCUCUUCUAAUGCAUACAGUGUUAAUGACCUGGCAGAUCAGAGUGGACCCUACAGCCUGUUUGUUCCAAUCUUACCCAGGUACCUACAUAAAGCACAGAAACUUACAAACGUAAUAGUACCACUGGUCUGGUGUACGUAGUGGUUUUUUGGUUUUUUUCAAAUGUAAGAUAAUGUAGUGAUGACAUUCAUAAUACAGUAAGUGCAGAAAUAUUACUUGAAUGCAUUUCUCAGUAUUUCAUGCACCAGUAACUAGAAUAUGCAUUCAUCUUACUAUAAAUUACUGGUUAAUAGUUUUCAAAGAAAAUGUGAAAAAAACGCUUGCUACGAUGCAUGAAGAGGAAGUGUGUGCACGCACUCAAACACACAGCACUGCCAUCCAGGCACUGGUGUUGCACUUUUUUUGGAUGUGCCUCAUUCUGCCAAAUAUCUGAAAGAACCUUGGUGCAUCCAGUAACCAUGACUUUUUCUCCAUUCUCAUUUUCCUUCCUAAGCCAGCAAACAGACUUGAACCAUUUGAACUCUGAGCCCCAUUGUAACAUAUUGUAAAGUAAGAUCAAACUUAAAUAUCUCCUGCGCUGUUCUAUAUCCAUGCAUAACCUGCAGUCCUGGGCCAGACUUCCGCAUGUGCAUUGGAGUUUCUCUUUGCUGCCUUCUGAGUUUGUUUGUUUGGGUUUUUUAUUUUUAAUGUUUUUUUUAAAUUUUAUAUUUGUUUUGGCUUUUGCUGAAUGGUGUCAUUGAAGCAUAAUGGAGGCUGCAGUUUCUAUGGCAACACAUUUGCACAUUAAUGUGAGCAACAAAUCUAAACACUUCAGACAAGCAGUGUGUGACAGAUAAUUGCAUUUUGGGAGUGUGGGGGGGAAGCAUACAUAUUAUCUUAACCAGCUGCUGUUCAAUAAUUGUAGGUGGCCUCACUGCAGCCUUCCAUAAAAGGUAACUAACUGCUUUAAUGUCAGAUUUGUGAAUUGUACAAUGCAAAAAGCAAUGCAAGGCAGAUUCGGCAUGUUUCUGUACCUAAUAUGUAUGUACAGUGCCUGCCAACAAAAGAAUAACCAAGACUACAGCUUCUUCUAGCCUGAAAUACCAAUUUUAUAACUUACUUAAACAAAUAACAACUUUGCAUGAAUUAUGUCGGGGAAAAAUCAGUAGGUUUUAAUUUUUAAAAUGUAGUAUCAGAAAUAUUAAAAACAUUUCUGGUUGCACUUAAUUUGGGGUGAGUGGUGGGAUUCAGCUAUCAUAUUACAUUUAAAGGGAAACCCCCUUUAACUUAAGUUCCUGGGGGG